Molecule: messenger RNA, 2054 nt
Organism: Pieris rapae (cabbage white)
Lineage: Eukaryota; Metazoa; Arthropoda; Insecta; Lepidoptera; Pieridae
Product: circadian clock-controlled protein daywake-like
Exons: 5
Coding region: 410-1165 (251 amino acids)
Source: RefSeq, a predicted model, not a curated record
UCUUACAAGGUACCACGAACAGUGUGAUGUUUAGUUAGUUAACUAAAUUAUGAUAAAUAUAGAUAAUGACAUUGAAAACCACAAAACUGUAUUCAAUAUUUAUUCUGUAGUACCUAUUUUACUUGGUAAUUGAAAGUGGGGCAUUAUCGCAUAACGAUUUCGAUAUUUAGGUCCAGAAUAUGACCGCGUCUAGGCGCAGGCAGUUCGGUGCAUAGCGUGCGAUGCAAACACAUUUAUAAAACGGAUUAGCACGCAGCGUUGCAUGAAAAACUGACUACAUUGGCAAAGAGCAACCAGAAUUGAUGCAAUCGAAAAUGAGAAGGAACAUCAUUUCUCAUUAACCAACGUGCCUCGGUUGAAACGUUCAGAGUUAUCAUCAUCCUGUGAUAUUAUAUUGACUGUGGUUGCCAUGUGUAAAAGGCAUGUUAUAGUUUUCUCUUUUGUGGCAGUUUCGGCGGCCUUCAUUUGUGCAGUAACGGGCAAAUUCGCGCCUGAUUUUAUACACCCCUGCAAUACAACCGAGUCAGCAUGUCUAGUGCAAGCUACCCAAGACGCAAUCCCGGAGUUUUCCAAAGGCCUCCCUGAACUUGGAGUGCCUUCGCUAGAUCCUUUCGUAAUCGAAGAGCUGCCAAUUCAGCUUCCCGGUGUCAAGGUUACGUUCCUAGAUGGCAAAGUCACUGGUCUUAGAAAGUGCCAAGUGCUGAAUGUUGAAGCUUAUUUAGAAAGGAAUGUAUUUAUUCUCGAGAUUCGCUGCAACAUUACGAUCAAAGGGAAGUACACAGCAGUUGGGAGGCUGCUGCUGUUCCCGAUAAAUGGAGAAGGAGACUCCAAAAUAAAAAUUGUGAAUUCAGUAAUAAAAUUGAACAUAAAGACAAAGUACUUCAAGGACGAAGAAGGGCGCGACCACUUCGGCAUAAAGAGUUAUAGAUACUCCUUUGAUUACGGCGACCGAGUUCAUUACACAAUCAACAACUUAUUCAAAGGAAAUCCGGAGCUGAGCAACACGGUACUGCAAUUCUUGAAUGAAAAUUGGAAAAUUGUGACGGAAGAAUUUGGCCAACCAGUUGUGGACUAUGCAAUGAACGUGACAAUAGAAACAGCGAAGAAAUUCUUCGACGCCGUCCCCUAUGACGAAUUACUUCAUGUACCUAUACCUAAGUACUAAUUAUAAUUUUAAACAUAUAGAAUGGCUUUAUUGGUUUUAUGUUACCAAUGAAGAGAUAUAAAUAUAUCUACUUGGUUAUCGUAUAAUAAUACGUCGUCAUUUGUUUUAAAAUAAAGCGUCAUGCUUGACACAUAAUAGCGAUGUAAAUAUAGCAUAAUUGGUCUUGUAUUAUAAAUAACUAAUUCCGUCUUAUUUCAGUUAUUUAACUGGAGUACUCAUUCUAUCCAAUUGAUACCAAUGAGAUGAACAGAGGUAGACAAUAGCUUUGGUUAAAACAGUUAAUACAAAUUUAUUUUAUGAAACUUUUACUGAAUUUUCUUGAUGAUGGUUUUGAAUAUUUAUAUCGCUGUGUUUGACUUACCAAAGUUAAUUUCUAAAAACUGUAAUAUAAUAUUUUAAGUUUUAUAUAAUAUGUGUUGCUUUAUAUUGUCUAUAUUCACUUAAUUUUCAGUAAUGCAAGACUAGCUUGUUCAAAAUGCAAAAAUUUUGUUUGUGCGUAAUUUUUACCUUAAUUUAAUAUUCAUUGAAUUCUUAUUAUAACAAAAAUAUGACUUUGUAUUAUAGUUGUGUAGUAAUGUAUAGUUAGCCAAUAAUGAAUCAUUAACGGUGUCGUUAGCAUCAAAAAGUCGGAUGAAGCAAUAAGUAUUUUAAUUUGUAUCAUAUAUUAAGAUACUUAAAUAUAUUUUUAUAGCACCUUAGUAUAGGUCAUAUAUACUAAUAAUAGAAUUACUCGACACUUAAAAUAAAAAAACACGAUUGGACUUGUUUAUUUGAUUAAUAAUUUGUAAUAUACAUGUAUAAGUUAAAGAUAUUAAUUGUUCUAAGUGUAUGAAUUAAUUAGUUAGGGCGACAGUUGUAAAAAUCCUUUUGGAUUUCAUAUUUAUAUCGU